CGAGCCCGUGGAGAGGGAGGGAGGGAGAACCGUGGAAUGCUGUGACGUCAUCAGCCAGUCACACACACAAAGACGAGGAGGACCCACAGGCUCUCUGACUCUCAGCUCAGUUAGCACACUGUGCUGUGGAGCGGCGGCUCUCUACAUCCCACUAUUUUUCCCCCAAAGAUGGCCUCCAAAAAUCUGAUGUCUUAGCAGGGCGGGGAGCCCAAAAAAGAAAGGAAACAGGGUUUCAAGUGUGUGUGUGACAUUGUGAGAAAAUAUGCAUGCGUUGUGAUUCAUAGAGAAAAGUUUGUGUGGGUUGUUGGUAGGCUAAAGAAGACAAAAAAAUCUAACAGGAUGAGACUAUAAACUGUCACCUCCAGCAGUCGGCCCAUGAGACCCUCUCUUUACUUCUCCCAGUUACAUUAGAUAAAAAAAAAAAAUAUAUAUAUAUAUAUAUAUAUACCCCGCCGCCAAAAUGCUGCAGCAAAUUUUAAAGGACAUGUACAUCGACCCCGACGUUCUGGAAGCUCUGAACGAGGAUCAGAAAAAGACGCUUUUCUUGAAGAUGCGCGAGGAGCAGGUCCGACGCUGGAAAGAGCACGAGGAGAAGCUGGAGAGGGAGGGAGGCGCUGCCCAGUCGAAGGGGACAAAACCAAGAAACGCCAACAGUAAGAGUGUGAGCUGGCUGCUCGGCCGGGAUGGAGACGUUUCAGUCCUUGUAAUCGGAGAAGUGGAUGAGCUGACCUCCAAAUUCAUCAACUCUGCAGCCGUAGACAAGAAGUCACCACCAAGUCUUCAGAACAGCACGCACCACCAAACUACCUUGAAGAGCAUCAUGGUCACACAAGAGGUCAAAAGUGAGUGUCAGCACAUCCCUCAGAAAACACAAGCAGAAGUCUCCUUGAACUUAAAGGAGAAACGUGAGGAAACCAGCACUUUACGCCCUCUGCCGCUCCAGGAACAGGCGUCCGGUCCGACGGAGGUGAAGCCCGUCUCCCAGGCGCCCCUGAGCUCCAGGCCACCCACGAGAAGCAACGCCAUCAUCGUCAGACCGGCUUUUUCAAACCCCAUGCCGGGCUGCAUCAACGCCAGGGCCGACCUCGGAAAUCUCAGACUGGCAUCCUCUACGCCAUCCUCCAGCAGCGCUGUCCAAUUAGAGUCCGCAUCAGCAUCCACCGCUAAAGGCAGCGUGUGCUCUGAGAAGCCCCAGAAGGCCCAAGAUUCACAGGCUGGGAAAGAUAUUGGCGCAUUGGGAAAGUUUCAGAGGGCUGACUCAGCAGAGGCCGGGAAAGCAUUGACUGCAACAGCUUGCACAGGGCGCGGCCGGGUGGCUCAUCUGAUGAAAAACUUCAGUGUUGACAACCCGGGACUGGCCCCAUCCCACGGCCUUAAGCCACCCCUUCCCACAAAGCCUGACCACUUGCGCCUAACAACCACACCCUCCGUCAGGUAAUCCGUUAACAACAAUAGACGCCCUCUCACCCGGGUCCUAGAGUCCUUCUGCUUGAAUUACUGCCACACAAGAUGAUGUAAGAAACCAAAUGAUCUCUGUUGCUCUGUUUCCAAAGCCUAAACAGGCAAAGGUUUAAAUGUAAAGAUUUAUUUUAAUAUCAAAUGCUGCAGUACUGUAAAUGGUCUUUGUGGGAAAGAAAUUCCAAAAACAUUUGAUUGUAUUUGAAUAUUAUGUUUUGAAAGUGGCAAUUCUUUUACCUAUUCCAAAAAAAAUCAACGAUUUUUCAAAAGAUUUUUCUUGGAUGCUUUCCACUUUGUAUGAUGAGGAGCGAUAUUUACAGUUUAACUUAAUUAACACAAUAUAAUGUCGCCGAUUGCGUAAUGUGUUUUGAUCAAUUUAUGACAUUUUCAUUUUCUCCUAGCCACAAACACAAAGGCGGUGGUAUUUUCCUCUUGGUUUAUGUCUGUUUCAACAAAAGAGAAGGCCUGGGAAGGUACGGAGGGGUGAAAGCAGGUACAGAAGGGUCCUCCCUCACCUUACCGUCUCCUCCCAGAGGAUACUGUUGGCUUGUUUAUUUGUCACACUGCAAUGUAUGUCUCCCUCCGCCACCUGGCAGGAGUCUCACUGCGACUUGUUGUGGACCAAUGACAGUGCCAAACGCACACUCAUCUGUCACUCCCAGUGGAUCAAAUCCUGGCAAGUUAGACAGUUGGUGCCAAAUAAUCCAGCUCUGUGCUCUGCUGUUCUUUUUGCCAUGCCUAUUUUUGAGAUGUGAUUGGUUGCCGUUGUUGUUUUUAUCUUUUCUAUAUGGAUGCACAUUUUGUAAUGGGGAAUUUGAUAUUAGUACAAUGCUGUUUUUAAAUAUGAGGUAUGUCAAAAUCUCUGAUGUAAAGGUUGAAGGGUGCAGUUCAAUAAAUAUAAUGUUUAAAUCACA
Molecule: messenger RNA, 2372 nt
Organism: Xiphophorus couchianus (Monterrey platyfish)
Lineage: Eukaryota; Metazoa; Chordata; Actinopteri; Cyprinodontiformes; Poeciliidae
Product: SH2 domain-containing protein 4A
Exons: 7
Coding region: 461-1438 (325 amino acids)
Cellular component (GO): cytoplasm
Source: RefSeq, a predicted model, not a curated record